Topomyia yanbarensis is the source of this 1971-nucleotide messenger RNA. RefSeq lists its product as uncharacterized. The record is from RefSeq and is a predicted model, not a curated record. Lineage: Eukaryota; Metazoa; Arthropoda; Insecta; Diptera; Culicidae. Gene Ontology annotation, molecular function: RNA-DNA hybrid ribonuclease activity; nucleic acid binding. The transcript has a single exon. Bases 1 to 1971 code for a protein of 656 amino acids.
AUGGCGUAUGAUUCUGUAGAUACGAACCUGCUCUUACAAAUAUUAGCUAGGGAUGGUAUACCGGAUAAACUCCUUUCCUGGCUAUAUCAAUAUCUGAGGAGUCGGCAAGUUUUCCUAGCCACAGAAGAAGGUACAGUACAAAUGGAACUGAGCGAGGGUUUACCACAAGGAUGCCCUCUGUCACCAAUCCUAUUCAACCUGUACACAGCGAACCUGCAUGACCUGUCGAACGAUGAAUGCGAGCUAGUGCAAUUUGCGGACGAUUUUGCUGUCAUCGCAAAGGGAAAAACAAUGGAGGAGGCUACAAAAAGACUGAACGAAUUCUUGCCGAAGCUAACGCGACGCUUAGAGAUGCUCAAUCUCAAACUAAGUGUAGCUAAAUCUGCUGUCAUACCAUUCACUAACAAAAACAUUGACCACCUCCGUGUCAACGUUCGAGGGGAGCGACUGGAAAUUGUGAAUACGCACAGAUAUCUUGGAUACACACUGGAUAGAAGUUUGAGACACCGAAAACAUAUCGAAGCGAUCCGAAAUGCAGCAGGAAAAAAGUUGACCCUACUCAAGCUACUGGGACGGAAAACAGGGAGAGCAAACCCGGAAACGUUGAUCAAGGUGGGAAAUGCUAUAAUCAGGAGCAGAAUGGAGUAUGGGGCAUCGGUCUUUGGAAAUGCAGCACCAGCGAAUAUAGGCAUAUUGCAAACUCUACAGAACUCGUACGUAAGAUACGCGAUGGGUUACUUACGUACCACCCCGGUGAAUGUUCUGUUGGCCGAUUCAGGUCAGCUACCGAUGCGCCAACGGAUUGAGGCAUUAACAAAAAAGGAACUCAUCAGGAGCAUCUUCUUCAAAACCCCGAACCAGAAGUUCAUCUGCAGCACCCUAUCACGAGAGAUAUCCAAUGGAUCAUAUUUCACACAGGUCGCAGAAAAACACGUUGAUCUACUAUAUCAAGUCCAUCCAGCGGAAAAAAAUAAUCAGUGGCGAAGACGAAUGCAGUAUUUCGGAAUGAUCGACAUCGGAAAAAUAGUACAUCGAAGCUUGGGAGAAGGGCAAUAUAAAAAGGGAAACGUGUCCAGUGACGUGUGGAACAAACUGUUUAAAGAAACAAUGGAGAAUGACUACAAAGGAUAUAACAGGAUAUUCACGGACGCAUCCAAGAACUCUUUUGGUGUAGCUAUCGCAGUGUAUGAUGAAAAGGAUGGAGAAGUACUGACGGAGAAAAUAAACGGCAACUUCACGAUCACAAAUGCUGAAAUAUUGGCGAUCCAACAUGCGGUGGAAAUGUGCAAAAACAAGGGAUACAGUAAGACGGUAAUCCUGACAGACUCCAGAAGUGCCUGCGAAACCCUCACUAAGGAUAAAGCCGUAGCCGAAAACUACAUAAUAUGGGAAAUCUUCAAAGAGCUGCAGAGCAUGCCUAGGUCGUACGUAAGGAUUCAGUGGAUCCCUAGUCAUCAGGAGAUCCAAGGGAAUGAAAUUGCAGAUCGAGCAGCGGUGGCACGAACACAUGAUAAACAAUCUUUCUUCAAUGGGAUAACAAUGAGCGACGCUAUAAUACUGAGCCGAAAGGAAAUUUGGGACGAAUGGGAGAGAAGGUACAAAGCGGAAUCUAUGAAGAAAGGGAAAUGGCAUUUUACGAUAUGCGAAACGCCAUGCAAAACGAUCUGGGCAAAACACCUAACACUGAAUACCGAGCAAGUAAAAAUAAUGAACAGAAUUAGAAGCGGACACACAUUGACAAAAGAAAGGAGAGCACAAUGGGGAUUAGAGAUGGACGAUUUAUGCAACCUUUGCGAAGAAGUUGAGGACCUAAAACACUUGCUUUACCACUGCUCAAAAUACAACAAUAUAAGAAUAAAUUACAACAUAUUGGAAUAUAUGGAGCCCUUGGAGCCAAUUCUACGAGAAAAAUGUGAAGAAAGCAUGAAACAAAUAGCAAAGUUCAUCAAGGAAACAAAAAUAAUAGUAUAA